Messenger RNA from Mizuhopecten yessoensis (Yesso scallop), 5279 nucleotides. RefSeq lists its product as uncharacterized. Bases 157 to 1230 code for a protein of 357 amino acids. Gene Ontology annotation, cellular component: membrane. The transcript has 4 exons. The record is from RefSeq and is a predicted model, not a curated record. Lineage: Eukaryota; Metazoa; Mollusca; Bivalvia; Pectinida; Pectinidae. Gene Ontology annotation, molecular function: tumor necrosis factor receptor binding. Gene Ontology annotation, biological process: immune response.
CUGAUUAGCUGGCAACGCGCAAUGCAAGGUCUGUUGUUGGAUGGGUAAACACAAAACAGCUAGCUACAUGUAUAUAAAUGUGUGGCAGCCGGACAGAAAUGGAUUAGGUGUUAUGACAUAAAAUUAUGACUAAAGUACACUUGGUGUUAAGCAAAAAUGAGUGUGCGACACGAAUUUAAAUAUCAGCCUGAUGACGAAAUUAGGUACGACCGUAUGCACAGCUAUCACAAAAAAAUAUGCCUGCAUUGUACCAAACGAAGAUACAAACUGAUUAUUGGUGUUCUGAUUGUUUUUGUAAUUGUUGAAUUUGUCACCAUUUUCAUUGUAUUAGCACGGACUGAUAACUGUCAACGUCCGAAGAAUGAAACGGAUGCAGGGACGCCACCGACGGUACUGCCCAUGCAUCAUGUCACCGAGAAUAACAAUGUUACUGACCCCGAACCUAUAAACUCUCUGUGUUUCCCCUGUGCUGAAGUUGGAAGGAACAUCACAAAUAAUGAUACCGGAAACAUUAUCAAACUGGACAAAAAGACAAAUAUGUGCUGCAUGGAAGACGUAGGGAAUUUGAAAAAAUUGUUCCUGUUGAUCAUCAACGAGUACUAUAGGAACGUAGUGCACAAUUCAGCUACGGACUAUCAAGGUCCAGAGGCAAACAACUCGACCAACACAGAGGACCCAAGCGAAGCUGUUGGAGCGGUUGCUGGCUAUGUAGGAGGAUCGGGCCGUGAACCUUCAACAUCGGCUAUACCAGCAUUUUGGACGAAGAGGAAGGUCGCUGCUCAUAUGUUUCUUGACAACAAGCUGCUGAGAAGUUCAAAUGCAAUUGCGCCUAGGAUCCCAUGGGAUGGACAUGACUACCACAACCUGUCGAUGACCAGCCACCUACUGGUGUACGACCCUGACAAACGGAGUAUUCAGGUCAAACAGUACGGCCUGUAUUUCGUCUACUCCUCCAUCACAUUCCAGACACCACCAACUGAUCUGAAUGCACAGGUAUACCAUAUGCUAUUACGGGAACACUACCUGCUGCCAAACACAGGGGCGAUCAUGAUGAUGAUGAAUAAAUAUGGCGGAGGAAAGCAGUCAAGUGGCUUCUACACAAGCUUCCUCUGCGGCGUAUUUAAGUUACGUGCGGAUGAUGAAAUCUUCGUGAAAGUCUCAAAUGUCUCCUUCCUGUACGACUUCCAUUAUUCUAACUAUCUUGGUCUAUAUAGGUUGUCUCUUGCAUAAGUUUUAACACAAUUCGAAAUAGACAUUGGGCGGUGAACAGGGACCUGAGAGUCAACUACAUCGAUUACAUCUGAACCAAUCAUGAUGUGUACUGAAAAUCAUUAAAAGUUUAAGGGGUUUCGAUCAACAUAGGAUGAAAUGCUAUCCUAAAUUAUGAUAAAAAUGUAAGUGAAAAUGUUAGGAAUCUCAUGAAAUUUUACAAUAGUAUCCUGCCAACUGUCCUGCUGCAAAUGUUACAUUUCUGAUUGCUGUAGAAAAGAUGCUUGGCAUCGAUGGGAAGAUGGACACAUUUUCUUUCAAUAACCUUCUAAUACAGGUAAAUGUGUUUUUUGAACACAGGAAUUAGCAUCGUUUCCUUUUAAAUCACACGUCAAUCCCUUGUUUAAGGCAUCGUGUAGAAGUUGUAAUUGAUUCUCAUCCGCCCUCUGUGGACACCAUCUAAAUAUAACACUCUCUAAAGAUGUGAAACCACAGUAAAACAGACUGUAUCAAGUACUUCUCCUAAACCAAAAAAACCGCGAAUGAAUACCGUUAAUGUAACGUGCACUUUUCAUCAGAUGGUUACGAUUUAGACGAGGGUAGGUAUUGGCUCGCCGUAUAGGUCAAGCACAUCUUUCCGAACGAGUUUGAUACGGAAACUGGUAUUUACUGUGUCUUUGACACAAUGUCGGUCAGAGAUUUUAGCAUAUGAUAGCAAAGUAUAUAUAGUGAAACGGUAGCUAUGAUCUCUAUGACAUACUGUACUACUGUGUGCUAUCUGGCAUGAGCUUCAAAUUACUCACUCUCUCACUCCGAGAUCGUGGGAAAAGGAAGUAAUAUCUGAAAGGGUAAAGUAUCUUUCCGAUGACACGGCGGUUUCCCAUUUUUCUUAUGAGAUAAGCAACGUUUCUUCACUUUACCGCGUUAUUUUACGAGUUAUUCAGAGUAGUUAUUUGCACCACGACGUUAAAAGACAAUGCACACGACGUUAACAAAAUAUAAGUAUUACUUGUACAAACACGUCUUUCUUGACGAGAGCCGGAUAUUGCCUUUGAUGAGUUGCUGGAAGAAGCGUUGGUGCUGACGUAGUUAUCAGUAGCGAUAUACCUAAUGACACGUGCAUCGCGACAACAGGUUGGAUUAGUGUAUACCCUGCAGUACCUGGUGCAGAUCUCUUCGAAUUCGGUGUUGAGAAUUUAUUCAUAAAUAGUUUGACCGUACGACUCCUCUUUGGAGACUCAGGAUCUUCGGCAACUGUAUUAACUAAGGUUUGAUCCGACGGAAUAGCGUUUGUAGUGAACGUCCAAUGAGAGGACGUGUCUAAUAUUGGUAGCGUAAAUCGUGGAUCUGUAGGCUAGAGGAAACUCACUUUUUCUAUUUUGAAGCACCCUCUGUCUUAACGCGAGGAUGUAUCGCCCUACUUAAUUGCUUGUUCACGACUUUUCGCCGACUUUUUGUAUGCUGAUAUCCUGACGCGCACGUCAUGUGAUUAUACAUUAACUUGCAUAAAUAUUUUGAACUCAGCCGCUAAGAAAAUUAUUUCAUCAUCGACCAGAUUGGAGUAAUGACAUAAAUCGUCUUUGAAAAAAAGCAUGAUGAUGUUGACCGAACUGAAUAUCUGCGUCACUUACUUACAAAUGCCACUGAUGGCAUUCCCAUGGAGGAGAUGUAACGUAAGAAAUUGUGUUUGGGCAGUUUGGUAUAAAUCUAACAACAAAGCACAAAGUAUUGAUUUUCGGAACAUAAUACGGACUACUUCAUGAUGUGAGCCUGAUAUCACUUUAUGAUAACCUUUGUCAAAACGAUGAUACAAAGAUGCGUGACACAGAUGGUCUUUUUACGUAAUGCACAAUUGUUGUCAAGCAUUGGUCUAAUUUAAAUAUCAGGUUAUUUAGAUGUGUUAUAACUUGCUGAAACAGCAAUGGUUGUCGUUUGAAGCGAUUUUCGUUUUGUUAUGCUUCUAUUGAACAAUAUAAGUUGCUCGUUCAAUAGCCUCGUUAUUCCAAAUGUAUACGGACUGGACCAUAUCGAUAGAACACAGCAAUGGACAUAUUUCUGUAGACAAUAUAUGUGUAUGUUCUUUAUGAUGGCGUAUGCUAAUAAUCAUUUGCAAGCCGGGCAGUUGUUUAUACUGCUUUUGAAGCAGGUUUAAGCGCUUAUGACUAUGGUAUUACAUGUACUAUAAGACACUGUUGAAAUUUGUUUAAGUUUCAUAGCACAACCAGUGAAGUACUUAGGUGUGACGUUUCAAUUACUAGAACGAGAUAUACUACAUAAUGUCAAAUACACCAGGCAAAUGAAAAACACUGGUGUAAAUACGAUUUUCUUAUCAUUCGGCAAGUACUUUUCAAAGUGGUGAUACGUUACCACGCUUCUGACGAUUAAACCUUUCGUUUUCUAUCAAAACAUCCCACAUUACAUUGUCUAACGUAUCGCAUCUCUUCUACCUAUUAUUGCAUUGCUUGCGAGCUCAAGUGUGAAAACGACAACACGUAUUAACACGGCAUUCUGCUUAAAAUGAAAGUGCCAAUGGUGUUCGUACACAAACGUUAAAGUCUGUUUUAUGUACCUAUAACAUUAUAACACGUACGUACGAUAAACGUUUUUCUUAAGGAACUCUGUGCCAUUGCCGCAAAUAACAGCUAAUGUUUCGCAUUGGACACUUUAUUUCCGACAGUGUUAUAGAUUUGACACAUUAAUUCUGAAAAGACCGCUUUGUGGAGCAGUUUAGAAAAUAUAAUUAAGAUGAAGGAAAUAAGAUUAAUCCAUUGAAGUGUUCUGCGUGUAAGAAUUAGCAGGGCUAGACCUGGAAUUCAAACCACGGACCUCAAAUUGAUGUACUGUCUUUCUAGCUGACUUAGCUUUCGGGUUAACCUAAGUGCCAAAGCCCAGCAGUGCUACAGUUAUGGUCAAAAUGUAGUACAUGUUAGGUCCCUUUGUAUACGAAAAACCAGAAUACAGGGUGACAGGGAGCUCUAAUUCGUCAGUCUUUCUAUUCUAAAAUUGGUUGUGUAUGUGGUCCAGAAACCUUUGAAACAGGUGAAUUUAAGCCUGAUGAAUAUUGACGGUAUAUGGCAUUUAACAUAUUGUAUAUUUAGAAACAGAAGCACAAAAUAGACAAUAGAUAUAUAUAAACAAAGCAAUAGAAAAAAACAAAAACAUAAAAACAUUAUUUUGUUUAUUAUAUAUUUAUUUAUCAAUCAAUCAAUCAAAGUAGAAAAACCCAAGAAAUGUCAAUAUCGUGAAGUAAGUCUAAAAAUAGUAUUUUUUAUCAAAAACAAAAUGCUUAUUAACAGCAAUGCCUUUUUGCCAUGAAUCUGAAAUUUACUUAAAUUAAUAUUGAACCAAAUUAAAUGUGACUUUAAAGCAAAUUUGCAAAAGCUAUUAAACUAUUUUGAAAUGUUAUACAUUUGUAUGCUCAACAUGUAGCCUAUACUAGUCCUUGAAGUAGAUGAAGAGAUGCAGAUAAAGAUCUCAUAGCCUUAGAGUUAAACUUCAUAGUUUACUUCUACACGCCAAAUGAUCAUUCGUACUCAAGGACAAUAGAAUGUUAUAGAGAGUUGACAUUAAUUAGUUCUUGCUCUGGACAAACUUAUAUAUUGAUGUCCAAAUGACCGUUGAAUUUAAUCUAUUAUUACGAAUCUUUACGACGUGAUUUUAUUGCAGUCUUUCAUUUUAAAGAUAAAUGAUUCCCAACUCACACAAUACAAGAGGUCCAAAAGGCAUAUAUCGAUUUGGUUGUUCAUCUGAUCUCUUGCUAUAAUAAACUAAGUAUAAGUGGUCAUUGUCAUGAACCAGCUUUGAUAGGUCAUUGGUUAUCUUUAUUUAUUUAUCAUGUUUUCUGUAUUUAUUUUUUAAUUCCUUUUCGACGCCAUUAAGCUUACUACAUUGAUAUAUGUAACAACCUCUUGUGACCAAAGUAAAGUGUAAAUGGACUUCGGCAAAAUAUGUACUUACAUUUAUCAUAGUCGUUUUCUAGCAUAGGUAAGACGGAGGUUUUGAGGUUUUUACAUAACGUUACUAACAGAGACACUUUGACGUUGACUUGACGAUUAUUGACGAUUUCAUAA